This is a messenger RNA of Debaryomyces hansenii CBS767, 492 nucleotides long. RefSeq lists its product as uncharacterized. The transcript has a single exon. Gene Ontology annotation, biological process: post-translational protein targeting to endoplasmic reticulum membrane. The record is from RefSeq and is a predicted model, not a curated record. Bases 1 to 492 code for a protein of 163 amino acids. Gene Ontology annotation, cellular component: TRC complex. NCBI's taxonomy places the organism in Eukaryota, Fungi, Ascomycota, Pichiomycetes, Serinales, Debaryomycetaceae.
AUGACAGAUAUUUACAAGUGUAGCUUAGCUGAAUUGGAUAAGUUGGAAGGUGAUGAAAUAAGAUUAGAUAGAUUUGACAGCAGCGUCUGCUGGAAAUUAGGAUCGAUUGCACGAGACUUAUCUCUUGAAAGAUAUCCCACCAAACCUGUUGUUAUUGAUAUUUCAUUGGCUUCUGGUCAAGUAUUAUUCCAUUCGGUUACUAAUGAUGGCACAUCAUUAGACAAUGAUCAAUGGAUUUCAAGAAAAAAGAGAACGGUCUUAAGGUUUGGCAAAUCAAGUUUUUAUAUUGGUCAAAAGCUUAGAAUCAAGGGACAGCCAAUGGAGGAUGCACUUUUUGUUUCACCAAUUGACUACGCUAGUCACGGUGGUAGUGUCCCAAUUAGAAUCAAGGGAGUCGAUGGAGUUAUAGGUACAUUAACGAUCAGUGGUUUAGCUCAAGAAGAAGAUCAUUUAUUGGCAAUUGAAGUAUUAACUAAGGUAUCCAAAAAUUAG